AUGGCGUGCAUGAGGAAAAGCAUUUACAUGAAUGUGGAGGAUGCUGAGAAGAUUUCUUGUCAAAAAUAAAAAUAAAUAUACACUUUUAUACACUUAAAAUACACAACAGAGUGUCACCAUGUUCCAUUUGUAGGUUCUGCAGGUGCUGGUGAGAGGAGAAAGGUGAACCUCAGUAACAUGGCUGCAGUGGGUCUGGGGUUCCUGUGUGUUCUCCUGCUGGCUGUAAUCACUGUGCUGUGUAUAAAACACAACAACGAGAUGCUUCAAAUGCAGAGCAGCAAUGACAACAUGACCACAGAAAGAGACAGGUUAUUAAACAGUAAUAAUAACAUGACUGUAGAGAGAGACAGGUUACAGAGCAGUUACAAUGCUCUGAGAUCUGAGAGGGAUGCAUUGCAAAAUAAACUUACUACCCAAGGUGAAUUGAUUAAUAUGCUUAAUCGUAUUUCUGCUCAAGUUUGUUGUCCUGUUUGAUGGAUGAGUUUCUCCACAAGCUGUUACCUUGUCUCCUCCAGUACAAACACCUGGGAACAGAGCAGACAGAACUGCAGAAAUGCAGGAGCAGAUCUGGUCAUAUGCUCCUGGUCAAAAGUCACUGCUAGUCAUAUGAGAUGUGAUGAUACUGGGGGACCAAUGAGCCAAAUAACGGCGGCCAUCGCCUAUCUGAUGAGGACUGAGCUCAGGUUGUCAUCACCAAUCCAGUAA
This is a messenger RNA of Clarias gariepinus (North African catfish), 705 nucleotides long. Its product is annotated as oxidized low-density lipoprotein receptor 1-like. The transcript has 5 exons. Gene Ontology annotation, molecular function: transmembrane signaling receptor activity. The record is from RefSeq and is a predicted model, not a curated record. NCBI's taxonomy places the organism in Eukaryota, Metazoa, Chordata, Actinopteri, Siluriformes, Clariidae. Gene Ontology annotation, cellular component: plasma membrane.